GAGAUCGUUUAAAGUCUUUUGAUGUGUUCACUAAAGAAUCAAAUCUUGGAUUCACUGAAUACGAUCGUUACAAAUGUUUAGUAUUCCUAUUUUAAUCGUAGCUCUGGAACGCAUCUCUUCUAGCCUACAUUUUCCUGCAAAUGUUUGCUUUGUAGAAAACUUCUCAUGCCGUUUUUUCACACGUGUCUUUGGGAACAAUUAUCCCUGAAAUCGCCCGAAGUACUGCAUCAAGUCCUGUUGGAGCUGUUUUAACUAACUGAGGUCUGUGCUUCAGGAUAACGGCAGAGGAAACUUCACUCUGUGUCUGGACCUGCAGCAGUGAAACAUGGAGCCGCCAGCGGGGCCCUCACUGGGGCCUUAUGACUACGACCUGCUGGUCAUUGGUGGGGGGUCAGGAGGCCUGGCUGUGGCGAAGGAAGCUGCAGGCUUGAGGAGGAAGGUGCUGAUCCUUGACCUCGCCGCUCCCUCUCUGAGAGGCGCCAAGAGAGUACUCGGAGGUUCCAGUCUCAAUGUCGACAGCGUCAGGAAGUUUCUACAACAUUCAUCUCUCCUGGGAAAAGCGCUUCAAGACUCUGAGAAGUAUGGCUGGAAGUUGAAAGACCAUGGCUCUCUGCGUCCUUCAGUGUCUCACAGCUGGACGCAGCUGGUGGAGGCGGUGGAGGAGCAGAGGAGGAGGAGCAGUGAGGAGCUGAGGAGGGAGCUGAAGAGAUGUGGAGUCUUUUACCUGAAUGCUCGUGGAGAGAUCGUAGCUCCUCACACAGUGGAGGCUACAGAAGUGAGCGGGAGGAAGAGGCGCCUGACAGCUGAGACUCUGGUGGUCGCUACAGGAGACAGACCUCAGUACCUGGGCGUUCCUGGAGACGCAGAGUUCUGCAUCACCAGUGAGGACCUGCUCUCCCUGCCUCGCCCUCCAGGUCGGACCCUGGUGGUGGGCGGGUCAGCAGAGGGGUUGGAGUGUGCCGGCUUCCUGUUCGGCCUCGGCGUGCAGGUCAGCGUCAUGCUGCAGCCCGACGUGCUGCCGGGGUUCGAUCGGAAAAUGGCUCAGAAGAUAGAAAACCACAUGCUCGUUAGUGGAGUGGACUUCCUGUAUCACUGCUCACUGGACAAGGUGGAGCAGACUGAAGGUAGCAGUGAUGACUUCACUUCAGAAACUCUGCAGCCGGUUUCCAGGAAGACACUUCGAGUGACCUUCAUCACUAAGGAAGGCCAAAGCGAACAAGACGACUUUGAUACAGUGCUGCUCGCUGUUGGAAAGAGGGCCUGCACCGGUGACGUCGGCCUGGAGUGUGUCGGGGUUCAGUGCAGACAGGACAGUGGCAAAGUCGUGGUGAACGAGCGGGAUCAGACCGGUGUCGAUCAUAUUUAUGCCAUCGGCUCGGUGCAGCACGGGCGCCCCUCCACGACGGGCCUCUCAGUGCACGCUGGGACGCUGCUGGCCCGUCGACUCUACAGAGGAGACAGCAUCUUGUGUGAUUACACCAACGUGCCCACUGUUGUGCUCACUCCUCUGGAGUACGCCGCCUGUGGUCUCUCAGAGGAGAGAGCCAAUCUGACGUUUGGAGAAGACAGCGUCGAGGUGUAUCACAGCUACUACUGGCCUCUGGAGUGGGAGCUUCCUGCCAGGAAUAAAAACUCCUGCUACGUGAAAGUCAUCUGCCACAUCCCUGACCAGGAGCGAGUGCUCGGUCUCCACGUCAUGGGCCCCAACGCUGGAGACGUCCUCCAAGGCUUCGUUGCGGCGAUGAAGUGCGGUCUCACUAAAGAACAGCUGGACGCCACAGUGGGCAUCCACCCCGGGUCGGCCCAGGUGCUCACCUCUCUGACCCAAACCCAGCGGAUGUCUGAGGCCUUGAUGAUGAGGGGCAACUGCUGAGGUUAGCCCCCCCUGCUGUCAAUCAGACAGCGGGGGCGAUCUGCAAUCACCCUGCAGAGCGACGGCAGCAGGAUGGUCACCUGACCCUCUGAUGACAUCCUCACCUGAAGCCUGAGUGACAGGCGGGCGAGGACCGAUGCUCUGCUGCCCACACGCUUCCUCUUUGUGUGUGUGUGUGCACAUUUUUAGGUUUGUGUGCAUUUUGUAUGAAUGGUUUGCUUCGAUGGAUUACUUUGACAUAUACAGUACUUUUAAUGCAUUUUAAUGGCUCUUAACUAUAAAGCAGUGAAGACGCUCCCUGAGGUUCUGGCCCUGAAAGCCCCUGUAAGCUUUAGCUGACUUUUUUUAAAGGCUGCAGGAGAAUGAUAAGACUCUGGGGUUUGAUGCAUUUACAUGCAGUCGAAGCUCAGACUUAUACGCUGUGUUUUUAUUGCUCCGGAUGAGCCUCGGGGGUUUUACAGCCUUAAUUUCAUGUAAUGAACUAGACGGGGGGAUUAUGGAAUUACCCAAAUUAAUAGUGUUUAUCUGUGAAUCCUCGGCUUUAAUGAUGCAUUUGGUGCGUCUACUGCGACAUUAGGCCAGAGUUCCUGACGCUCUCCCUUGUUUGCGUUCUCUCUUUUCUAUUCUCUCUCUCUGAUUCAGCGCCGCCAAGCGAAGCAGCGCUCUUCAAACAACUGUUGAAUAUUCAUGCCGAGUCAUUAAGUGAAGUGUCUCAUACAAAUGAACGCAGGGACAGGAGUGCAGAUGUUUUAAAAAGGCAUGCCGCUGACCCCUUCCGAGUUUCCCGCGCCAACCUCUGCUCUGCACUCUGCAAUUCAAAUCAGAAAAUGUUGGGUCUGUGAGCGAGCAACAUGGGCGUCAUUCUCAUUCUCCGGGUGUAUCUGCAACACACUCCCAUCCGUUCCAUGUUAAUGCCGCCACUGCCCUGCUUUGUGUGUCGCUUCCCGACGAACACUGCAGCUACCAGAUGCAAAUUUUUUCUCAAGAUGUACCCUCCAGACCACCUUCUGGUUCUCUCCCUGACAGAGCCGCUUGUGUAAGGAAGACAGAUCUCUUAAUUAGAACAAGUGCACAGGACUGUGUCUCUUCUGGCAUGUGCCUGAAAAUGCCAUUAGAGCAUAAUUCGAUCGAAGCGGAGAAGCUUCGGUGACUUUGUGCGAGUCUCACGGCAAGGUUAAGAUGCUGCAGGAGAGCUCUAUCCAUCACUGCCUGCUGAGCUUGGACGGAGUUCAGGAGUCUCAGCUGACCUCUGCAGUACCAGCGGCUACCACUAGAUGACACUGCAGCUGUAUGUGGAGGAGGUAGAUACACUCACUGUACUGGAGAGACAAGAAUAAAAUGAUACAAAGAUG
Messenger RNA from Labrus mixtus (cuckoo wrasse), 3225 nucleotides. RefSeq names its product thioredoxin reductase 1, cytoplasmic-like. Gene Ontology annotation, molecular function: flavin adenine dinucleotide binding; glutathione-disulfide reductase (NADPH) activity; thioredoxin-disulfide reductase (NADPH) activity. Gene Ontology annotation, cellular component: cytosol; mitochondrion. NCBI's taxonomy places the organism in Eukaryota, Metazoa, Chordata, Actinopteri, Labriformes, Labridae. Bases 326 to 1873 code for a protein of 515 amino acids. The record is from RefSeq and is a predicted model, not a curated record. The transcript has 15 exons. Gene Ontology annotation, biological process: cellular response to oxidative stress; cell redox homeostasis; glutathione metabolic process.